AUGGCAGCGAAUAGAGGAGCGACCCUCUUUGUCCUGCUGCUGUGCUGCUGUCACAAAGCUGAGCAGCCGGUUAACACGUCUUCAGGUACAGUCGCAGUGGAUCGUGUGGCAGAUGAAAUUCUAGUCCAAGAGAUAUUGAAUCCGAAUAAAUCAUCCGGGGCGGAAACACCCAGGACAGCAACAACACCACCACAAGCAUUGUUCAAGGGGGAAAAAAAUACGGACACUGAUGAGGAUGAGCCAGUUGGUGCUGAACCGCCAGAUAAUGCACAAUUCUCUCCUAGCAACGAGGACAAAAUUCCCAAUAAUGAGUCCAGUGCUAACGACAGUUACCAAGUCGGUGGUCCCGAGGAUCACGACAAAAAGAACUCAAAAAAUGAUCCCUAUGAAAGUUUAUCAGUUCUGGACAAAAUCCUCAAAAAAAUUGGAAAAUUUUCAGGAAAUCUUUCCAGUAAAUUGAAGAGGACAAGCAAACCUCAAAGAGCAGAGAGUGGUCAGCAUGGCCAUCAGCUCCGAGAGAUCUCUGUAAAGAAUGAAAUCCUGACUGAAUGA
Messenger RNA from Myotis daubentonii (Daubenton's bat), 552 nucleotides. RefSeq names its product sperm acrosome associated 7 (gene SPACA7). Lineage: Eukaryota; Metazoa; Chordata; Mammalia; Chiroptera; Vespertilionidae. The transcript is spliced from 6 exons. Bases 1 to 552 code for a protein of 183 amino acids. The record is from RefSeq and is a predicted model, not a curated record.